Molecule: messenger RNA, 1591 nt
Organism: Prorocentrum cordatum
Lineage: Eukaryota; Dinophyceae; Prorocentrales; Prorocentraceae
Source: the annotation of a GenBank genome assembly
CGCUCGCGCCGGCAUGCCUCCCGCGGCCUCGGCGGCCAUGCGCGCGCCAGGCGUCCUGCCGCUGCCCACCUCGUCCGACCGCGGCGCGGGCGUCGCGGGCAUGCCGCGCCAGGCGCGCUCGGUGAGCCCAGGGCGGCUGCUGCAGGCGCCCUCGCCGGAGCGGGCGGCGGGGCUGCCGUGGACCUGGGGGGGCCCGCCGCGGGCCGAGCGCGCGGGGUCGCCGCCGGCGGAGUCUCCGCUGCGGCCGCGCGACCUGUCGCGGGAGGUGGCGCACCCGCGGCAGGCUGCUGCGCGAGAUGGAGGACAUGCGGCAGCAGAUCGGCGGGGUGCGCAGCAGCUCGCUGGUGGCGGAGCAGCAGGUGCGCGUGCUGCGCAGCCGCCUCGACAGCCUGAGCAUCAGCUUGCACCCGGAGGUGGCGGACAGCCUGCAGGGGCGACUGGAGCACCUGGAAUGCAGGGUGGACUCCGGCGACCGGUGGCUGUCGCAGCUGGAGGCCAACUGCCAGCGGCAGGCCAGAGGCCACGGCGAGAUGAUCGAGGGCCUCGCCAAGCGCGUCGAGCAGCUCUCCGCGCGCGCUCCCGGCGCGCCGCCGCCCUCCGUGCUGGCCAGCGGGCUCGAGAGCCUCGCCGCGGAGCUGCGGCAGGAGAAGGAGCAACUGCGGGGCCUCGCUCGCGCGCUGGAGGACGAGCGCCGCCAGCGCGAGGAGCUCGGCAAGACGCUGGGCGACGUCAGGGCUGGCAUGGCGGCGGGGCGCGCGGAACGCGCGGCGCUCGGCGGCGAGCUCGAGGCGCUGGGGGAGGCAGUGCGGGAGUCCGCGCAGCUGGGCCUGCGCGAGGCCGGCGCGGCCAUGGAAGCGCUGGAGAGCCGGGUGCGGGAGCAGCUGGAGGCCAUCCGGGCCCUCGCCGAGGAGAGGCCCGAGGGCGGCGACCGGGACCAGACCGAGGCGAACGUCCAGGAACUCGUGGACACAAAGGUCGAGGCUGCCGUCGGCGCCACGCGGGCCGCGCUGCAGCACGAGCUGGACGGGUUCAGCGCGCGGCUGCUGGGGCAGCGCGACGCGCUGCACGACGCGCUCGGGGAUGCCCUGCGGCGCGAGGGCGCGGCGCGCGAGGAGGCGGUGAGCGCCCUGCGCGAGUCCCUGGACUCGCAAACCCGCGGCGAGAAGGCUGUUGGACAAGAGAAGCUGUCCGAGCUGAUCGAGGCCGGCUGCGCCCAACAGCUGGAGGGUUUCUCGCUGCGGCUGGACCAGAUGCAGGACGGCCUCGAGGAGCGCCUGGCGACGCUGGAGGGCUUCCUCGACGCCCUGAGGGACAGCGUCCGCCCCAGGAGCCCGACGGGCCGUCGCCGCAGGGGAGUCGGCAGGCUUGCUGGGCGCGGUCUGCCCCGCUCGGGCCUCCGAGAGCUGCGCCCCGCCCUUUCCCGCCGAGGAACCGCUUCUCCGAGCCCCUCGCGCCCCACUGAGCGCGAGCCCUGCGGGGGCCACCGACGGUGCGGGCGAGGCCCGGCCGCCGCCGCGCGGCCAGGGCCCGCCGCGCUCGCGCGAGCGCUCGCGCGCGACGGGGCUGUGACGGCGCAGGGUCGUGAGCGGGG